CACCACGUCCCUUCCUCUUUCUUCUUGUUCCUUUCUUCCCUCCCUUCCUCCAUGGCUAUGGCUUCCUCGUCCAAACUCUAGCGCCGGCUACUUCCACUUCAUACACACAUUCCUUCUAAUGUUAUGAUUUUCUUUCUGUUCUUUCUUUUCCGCUUUUCGAUCAUGGCGAAUUGAUGUUUGUCUCGAGUUAUGAACCGAAUGUCCGCAGAUUUUUUCUUGCGGACAGCGGAGAGAUUCGAGAUGAUGGAAUGUUGUAGAGAUAUUCGUUGUUUAUUCUGCUUUUUUGGUUGCGUAUUUCUGUGAAGAUAAACAAUUCCUGGUUCAUUCGUCGUUUUCCAUAGAAGAAAAACGGUAGAACGACGUUUGAUGAUAUCCAUGGACUUUUUCUGAUUUCUACGCGUUUACGUUGAUAUUAUGGCGCUUUGUAUGGAGAAGGAGAAGGAGACGGAGAUGGAGAUGGAGAUGGAGAUGGAUGAAGAAAUGGAAGAGGUUACUGAUCAGCCAUUUGAUUCGGAUGAGAUUGAUUUCGAUUACGAGUUUGAUGCCGCCAUGUAUUACGAUUUCACUCGCCCCGAGACAGAGAUGGAGAUGAGAGGAGCCGAGGAUUGGUUUAAAUUCGCUGGAACCUAUCCACCUUCUCCAUUCGUCGUAAAAUUGACUGGGGAAAAAGAGGCGCGGGCAGAGUGCACCUCUAUUGAACUCAAAGGUGUCCAGAACAACCGGGAGGACCCUGAAAAUUCAGGAAUUAAUAUGGAGUCUACUGUCAAGGUAAAUCUACCAAGGUGUUCAAGUUUUAUGAAACCAACUGCAAGCUAUUUGGCCAAGCAAAAUCAACCUCGAGGAAUACACUCCACCACAGUUUUGCGAAGGUGAUGAUCAUAUCUUAAAAUAAUUCUUGACUGGCAUUAAUGAUGUUUGUAGUCUUUUCAAA
This is a messenger RNA of Cucurbita pepo subsp. pepo (vegetable marrow), 931 nucleotides long. NCBI's taxonomy places the organism in Eukaryota, Viridiplantae, Streptophyta, Magnoliopsida, Cucurbitales, Cucurbitaceae. The record is from RefSeq and is a predicted model, not a curated record.